Entrophospora candida is the source of this 307-nucleotide messenger RNA. The record is from the annotation of a GenBank genome assembly. NCBI's taxonomy places the organism in Eukaryota, Fungi, Glomeromycota, Glomeromycetes, Entrophosporales, Entrophosporaceae.
AUGUCAAAACGCGAAGCAAGCUCGGAAGCUUCUGAAGAAUGGAACACAGUUGUAAAGAUUUUAGAGAAACCCAACGUGUCAAAUCGCCUCCUCGAAUACUUAUGUUUUUUAAAUAUCGCUGUCACAGAUAAACAAAGAACGCACAGAGAUUGGAUUGAAGUAAUUACCGACAUCUCGAAAGAUCAUCCUGAUGCACGGAUUCAGAAACUAGCAGAUAAAAGAUUAGAUCCUCUGCUUUCCUCCGCUUUCGGAGAGUGGUAUCAGUGGGAAGAUGGGAGCCACAGUGAUCCUCUGCUUUCAUCUUGUG